CGUCCUCUUUCUGUGCACAUCGAGCGUGGCAGCAGCUUAAUCACGUUCCUGGAGAUCGCAAACACACCACGUACAUAUAUAACCGAUGCCCGGUCAAUUUGUUCUCUCAAUCGCGAUCUGAGCGUCGCCGGGAACAGAAAUCGCUAUUCUGGCCUUCGAUAUCCUUCAGUCGAGGAACAUUGAUCUUCACAACAUGUGGACUAUAUUCGUGGUUCUAUUUGUAAUAGCGUCCUUCGACAUCAACUUCGCGAGAUCAUUGAACGCGGAGUCUUCCUUAAGGCUAUCUGAUCCUACUGUGUCAAGAUUGAGGAAUGUGGAAGACAUACCAGCCAGACUUCCAAGGAAAUUCCGCGGAAAUAGUCGUACCAGGAGAUUACACAUAGAGAAUCAGCAUGGAUUCGAUGGCAAAGUGGAAAAGAUUCACAUCAAUUCCGAGGAGGAUCUUCCAGGAAUUCGAGCGUACGGAAUGCAGAAGAAGAAUUUGAAGAAUAAUGGCUAUAUCGAAAGAACGAUACAGGAAGAUAUUAUGAAAGAAGUUGAUGAUGCUUCGAGAGCUGCUCGUUCGAUUGAAGCCUACGGGAAAAUGAAAGAUCAUCUCGAGAUGAACGGCCACAUCGAAAGAGGUAAUCUUCAGGAAUCUCCAGCCAGCUAUCAGUCAUCGCGGAAUGAAAAACCCAGGAUAAUCAGGUCCAUUGAAGCAGAAGCAAAACAAGAUAAUCUUAAAGAUGGCCUAGAGGAUCUAGAAGCACAGGACGCCAAAGUUUUUAGACCGCUAUUCGUGUACAGGCAACAGAUGGCUAGAAGGAAGCAUUACGGGAGGAAUCAUAUUCACAGUUCUUUGGCUGGUCGAAAAUCGUGUCACGAUUAAUAAUGAAUUUUUUGAAAUUCUUCCCAUCGGGUCCACUAUUUUUUUCAAUCGUAGGAGCAUCGUUGAUGAGAUACAAUAAAGCAACGGACGACUGUUUCACGAAAGAUAUGUAAACGAGAAAUUGGUAAAGUGUAUUUGCAUUGCGGAUCCUUGAAGUCGCCUAAUUACCAUAAUAAUUAACCGAUUGAGUCAGCGUCACAUUGUGCCAUAAAAUAAGAAAGCGGUUUUUAAAGACUAGUAACUGGGAAUAAGUUUUUAUAACGAUUGGAAGCGCGAUAAACGAGGAAUAAAUGGCAGGCAAAGAACAUUACAAAGUACCAAAUAGUAUUACAAUUAAUGAUGAUAGAACGUGUAGUUCGUUAGUAAUGGAUGUAUGACGUAAUUAGAGGUUUUGAUACUUUAUUUACAGGAUAAUAUUGUACAGGAUAAUUAAAUUUGAAUAUGUAUCUUACAUUUGUUAAUAAUAAUUAGAUGAUGAUUGAUCGACGAAUAUGUAAAACGGAAUUAUAAUUAAGAAUUAUUUGAAAUUCGCUGUUUUAUUGUACUACGUAUAACUUUUAUGGGAAAAUAAUUUAAAUUUAAUUUAACGACCGACGAUAAACUUGUGUUAUUAGGUAGUUAUUGUACUAUGCGAAGUCUAAUUAUAGUCAAUGUAAUUGUCUAAAAUUUAGCGGUUUAGUGUGCUGCGAGUAAUUUUUAUUAAAACGUUAACUGGUAUUUUAUCGCCAAGUUUCUGACAAUGUUUUGAUCACCUUGUGAAUAAAAAUUAAACAAAAAACAUAUGAGAAAUA
Messenger RNA from Frieseomelitta varia, 1659 nucleotides. RefSeq lists its product as uncharacterized. The transcript has 3 exons. The record is from RefSeq and is a predicted model, not a curated record. The coding region runs from base 194 to 868 and encodes 224 amino acids. Lineage: Eukaryota; Metazoa; Arthropoda; Insecta; Hymenoptera; Apidae.